AUGCAUAUUAAGAGGAAGACUAUGGCACAAUAUGGUUGUCCUUUUAAUAUGAGGAUGGUGUUUGGAAAAUACUUUCGAUGUGUUUACCGGCGAUUAGGAUUUCUAGGUCUGUACUUUGCAGCAGUGUAUUUCUUCAUUAUUUACAUCUUGUUGAUCUCGGUCGAUAUCACGCUUCACGUUAAAAUAAAAACCUCAAGUACUAUUCCAAUACUUACAACCGGACCAGUGACCACGAAUUCGAAUCCCGUUUCGACAAUAUUCCCGCCAAAAACGUAUUAUAUGGAAAUAAGUGAAUAUCCCAUGACUUUCGACAUAAAGUCAUUUGUUGAAGAUACUAUACAAGACAAAGAUUUAACCAACUUUUCUAAUGUCCCUUCCAUUAAUCCAAGACUUUUUGAUUAUGUUUAUAAAGCGAGAAAAUGUAAGUUUGACCCAAACGUAAAACACAAAUUACUCAUUCUUGUGAAAUCCGCCGCAGGAAAUCGAGAUUGGAGAAGACAAAUUCGUAAAACUUGGGCUGCAGAUUACAGAGACGGCAAAACCAUAAAAGUUGUGUUUCUCAUCGCAGCAACAGAGGAAGAAAUUCAAGUAUACAUAGAUUAUGAGGCGCGGAAAUUCCGGGAUAUCAUCCAAGAGAACUUUCUUGAUUCCUAUCGGAAUAAUACUUAUAAGACUAUUAUGGGAUAUAACUGGGCGAUCGAGUUUUGUCCUACUGCCGAUUAUCUUCUAUUUCUUGAUGAUGAUAUUCGUGUUAAUAUCGAAAAUCUAACGACACAUAUCGACGAUAUAUCGAAACAGUCCAGGCACAUUAUCGAUAAUCUUUACAUCGGGUUGUUGAUCCCAUGCGGAGAACCGUAUCGUGACAAUUCUUCAAAGUGGUACAUCUCUUAUGAAGAGUACCCGUAUGACUUCUGGCCGCCAUAUUUGGCAGGGGGCGCAUUUCUUAUGUCUCGCAUUUCCGCUCUGAAAUUUCAACUGGCCAUUCCUUACGUUGCACCGGUCAGUAUUGAUGAUUCGUAUUUAGGAAUUGUGGCUAAAAAAUUGGGAAUAAGACCAAUUGAUAGUCUCAUGUAUCACUCCAGUGGGAGGUAUUAUACUGACCAGUCUCUGUUUCAGCAUAAAGGCAAAUCUAGCGAUAAACAGGUCGAACAAGACAGAUCCGACUCAUUCACUUCAAACACCGAAAUGUGUUUUGGUUAG
Messenger RNA from Ylistrum balloti, 1200 nucleotides. RefSeq names its product beta-1,3-galactosyltransferase brn-like. The record is from RefSeq and is a predicted model, not a curated record. The transcript has a single exon. Lineage: Eukaryota; Metazoa; Mollusca; Bivalvia; Pectinida; Pectinidae. The coding region runs from base 1 to 1200 and encodes 399 amino acids. Gene Ontology annotation, cellular component: membrane. Gene Ontology annotation, molecular function: hexosyltransferase activity; UDP-glycosyltransferase activity.